AUGCAAACUUCAAUUAUAUUUGUUUUAUUCUCUGCGCUUUCGCUCGCAAUGGCCAAUCCUAUGCCCAAUCCGGCUCCCAACCCAGUCCCCAAUCCGGCUCCCAAUCCAGAGCCUGCACCACAAUGGACCUGGGGACGCAAAUCCGUCAGAUGCUAUGAUUCAAGCGACUGCGACGGUGGUUUCUGCCGGCGAGCGUGGUAUAGCCCCGGAGCUGGAACAUGUGCUUAA
This is a messenger RNA of Batrachochytrium dendrobatidis JAM81, 228 nucleotides long. RefSeq lists its product as uncharacterized. Lineage: Eukaryota; Fungi; Chytridiomycota; Chytridiomycetes; Rhizophydiales. Bases 1 to 228 code for a protein of 75 amino acids. The record is from RefSeq and is a predicted model, not a curated record. The transcript has a single exon.